UUUUAAGUGUGGACCAAUCCAUCGCGCAGCGCCGGGCUCGAUUGACACUGUCUGCUUGAUCUACUACUGCGGAUUGCUCAGAAUAACAAGACUGCUCGCUAAUUCCCGUCUAUCGGGGCUGUCGGCGAAACACCGAGAGAGUAGGGUCCAAAAAAAAAAAAAAAAAACCCAACAGGGCAGGCAAGAACGCCGCGCCGCCGUUGUCCGCAACCCAGAAUGGCUUCAGGAGAUCUCUACGAGGUGGAACGGAUCGUGGACAAGAGGCGAAACAAGAAGGGUAAGUGGGAGUACCUGAUCAGAUGGAAAGGUUAUGGAAGUAAGGAGGACACCUGGGAACCAGAGCAUCACCUGCUUCACUGUGAGGAAUUCAUCGACCAGUUUAACAGCUCGAGACGGCAUUUGCACAAAAGACCAAAGGUCGACAAACGUCCUGGUGAGAGCCUCACGGCCAGUCAGCAUACAGUGGCAGAAAGUUCCAAGGCACGGUCAGAGGCCCGAAAGAAGAAAAGGACUAGUGUUCCAGCUGUUGGCAUGGGAAUUGGAUCAGUUUUAGGAAUUGGAGGUGGAGUUUCAGGGCCCACUCAAAAACAGAAGAAAGUAGUUACUGGAGCUGGAAAACAUCCUUUAGGAGAGAGAAUGAGUAAAGCCAUGACAUUCAAGGCUCAUCCAUCAAGUGGGUCUCACUGUUUUACCUCGAUGAGGGUUCCUCAUAAUGGACUUCAAAAUGGAGAGAUGGAGCCUCUUAUUUAUGACACAGCAGCAAGGUCACAUCGACUGCCCUCCGAUAAAGUGGAUACAGAUCUAAGAGAAAAAGAUGCCGCUGGACCACCGCUCACUACUCACCUAGACUCUCCUCUUGCCAGUGUGAAGAUGCAUCUGCAAAGCUCAGUAAAGCGGAAGUUGGCAGAGGAGAAAGGCUAUGUGUUUGACAAGCGGCUCAGGUACAAUGUCCGACAGAACGAGAGCAACUGUCGAUUCAGAGACAUUGUGGUCAGGAAGGAGGAGAGCUUUACGCAUGUCCUGCUCUCCAGCCAAACCACAGACAACAACGCUCUAACACCAGAGAUCAUGAAGGAAGUCUGUAGAGCUUUGGGGAAUGCAGCUGCUGAUGACAGUAAGCUGUUACUCCUCAGCUCUGUGGGCACGAUCUUCUGUAGCGGCCUGGAGCCCUCAUACCUCAUAGGGCGUUUGUCCACUGACCGCAGGAAGGAGAGCAGCCGAAUUGCAGAAUCUGUACGAGACUUUGUGUUGGCAUUUAUCCACUUCAAGAAACCUAUUGUUGUGGCAAUAAAUGGACCUGCUUUGGGAUUGGGGGCAUCCAUUCUGCCUCUCUGUGAUGUGGUGUGGGCGAGCGAGAGAGCAUGGUUUCAAACACCAUGUGCAGCCCUCCACCUCACCCCAUCUGGAUGCUCCUCUUACACCUACCCACAGAUUCUGGGUGUAGCUUUGGCCAAUGAGAUGCUGUUUUGUGGAAGGAAACUUACAGCACAGGAAGCAUGCAGUCGGGGUCUGGUUUCACAGGUCUUCUGGCCAACCACAUUUAACCAAGAGGUGAUGCUGCGCGUGAAGGAAAUGGCAUCAUGCAAUGCAGUGGUUCUAGAAGAAUCUAAAUGCUUGAUGAGGAGCAUCCUCAUCCCAGUCCUGGAGGAAGUGAACGAGAAAGAGUGUCAGAUGCUAAAGCAGCUGUGGUGUUCAACCAAAGGACUGGAGGCACUCUUCAGUUACGUGCACAAUAAAACCAGCGAAAAGUAACCCUCCAGAGUCAGAGGGAAGAUACGGCCUCUGCUGUUCUGAUGCGUCCUGGAUAGGGACAUCCAAGAUGAAAAUGCUGUGACUUCUUUACUCUGAGGCUUUGGCUCCAUUCAUCAGAGAAAACGUUCUGGACGUGUGUCUACUUGUGUCUCGAGAAACAAAAAUAAAAACUUAACAUCAUUUUUUUUUUUUUGUAUCAGAGCUUUUUAUUGGACCCACUGUGUAAUAAUUUCUAUGUUCUUUUAGCAGCAGGGGGCAGCUGUGCAUCAUUUAAAACAGAGAUUAUCUCACUUAAUGUAACAAAGGAGUAAUGCAUAUUGUUAAUAUAUUCAUAUAUUUAUUUCAGAUUUUUUAAUGUAUGUAUAAGAGAUUUUUGUGAUUUGUUUUAUUUAGUUAACGGGUGUGUUCUGUUUGGUUCUUGGCAUGCACUUUAAUAUUAUCCUCCAUAUAUGAACUGAAAACAGCAGCUUUAGUAAAAAAAAUGUUGGUGGUUGUUCAAGAUGAAAGCUCAAGAUUUGCCACAAUUUAGCAGAAAAUGACCUCAGUGUGUCAAGAGAACAUGGAACAACAAGUAUAUUAAUAUUUAGGGCAUACCUCCUCAAAUCAUUCAUAUCCCUAAGAGAUUUAGAUGUGAAAGUAUUUUCAUUUGACCAAUGAAUGUUUUCUUGCUGGUUAAUUGGGCAUCUAUGUAAGAUUAUAAAAAAAGUACUUUGUUUUUAAGAGAAUAAAAUGAUUACAUUUAAGCCUCAAUG
Messenger RNA from Cyprinodon tularosa, 2504 nucleotides. Its product is annotated as chromodomain Y-like protein 2. The record is from RefSeq and is a predicted model, not a curated record. The coding region runs from base 217 to 1752 and encodes 511 amino acids. NCBI's taxonomy places the organism in Eukaryota, Metazoa, Chordata, Actinopteri, Cyprinodontiformes, Cyprinodontidae. Gene Ontology annotation, cellular component: nucleus. Gene Ontology annotation, molecular function: transcription corepressor activity. The transcript has 7 exons.